ACAGAACAUAGUGUGCUGUGUUGUGGUGAUAGAGAAAGAAGUAAAGUGUUUAUCCAAUCCAAUCCAAUCCAAUAUAUAACAGAGCAGAGAAACCAACAGAACGCAAUCUCUGCUUCAAAUAAUUAGGAGCGGAGUGGAGAAUUGAAUCCAAACAGAGACAUGUCUGGUAUUGCUCGUGGACGCCUUGCUGAGGAGCGUAAGUCAUGGCGUAAGAACCAUCCUCAUGGUUUCGUUGCCAAGCCCGAGACUCUCACAGAUGGUACCGUCAAUUUGAUGGUUUGGCAUUGCACUAUUCCUGGCAAAGCUGGGACUGAUUGGGAGGGUGGCUAUUUCCCACUGACGAUGCACUUCAGUGAAGAUUACCCUAGCAAGCCUCCAAAGUGUAAAUUCCCUCAAGGUUUCUUCCACCCUAAUGUGUAUCCAUCUGGAACUGUUUGCUUGUCUAUACUUAAUGAGGAUAGUGGGUGGAGACCAGCUAUAACAGUGAAGCAAAUUCUUGUGGGCAUCCAAGACCUGCUUGAUCAGCCCAAUCCUGCUGACCCUGCCCAGACAGAAGGUUAUCAUCUAUUUAUCCAGGAUGCGGCAGAGUAUAAGAGAAGGGUCCGGCUGCAGGCAAAGCAAUACCCACCUCUUGUCUAGUGCUAUAUCUGCUCUCUUUAGGAAUUAUUCUAGUCUGGAUAACGUGUUAAUAUAUAACAAUGUGAAAGUCAACCAAUAAUACUUUUUGGCGACACUUGCUGUGCCUGAUGUUCGCUGGUACAUUUCUAUAUGAAUGGAUAAUUUACUGUGAUGGGUUAUUUGACGUUAUGACUGCUGCUCUAGAACUUUUCUGUUCUGAAUUUGUUGCUUCCAUUUUGGAAAUCAAACCUAGACCUUUUGGCCAAUUGAUUUGUCAUUUGACUCUUGUAUCCAUGUCACGUGGCAGCAUAAAUUAUCACUAAAAGUUUUGUUACCUAGGUGAUGAUGAAGCAUUUUCCUCUUAACAAUGUGCUUCAGUGGCAUAUGCUGUGACCGCUGCUUGAUUGACCUCAAUCCCUCCCCUAAUCAAAAGAAGCGGGGGAGAAUAUUCAUAAAAUUGGUUUUGCGUUAAGGUGUAAAAAUGAUUUGGUUGCACUCAUUACAUGUUAGUUUCUCUCUUUGAUUCCCCAUUACGUUGAUAGAGUCAUGGGUGUAGAGGAGGGGUAGAGGUGGCGUGUUUUGACUUAUGUAAAUAUUUUUACGUGAAUGUGAUAAUGGAUCCCUAAAAGAAGGUGGAAUUCUGCCCCCGCGGAAUUAAACCAUUUACUAGCUUAUUAUUAACUUGCAUUGUUGCCUUUUCGGCAAGUAUGUAUCCUCAACAUUAUCAUAUAUUUUAUUCAUGAGGUUCAUCAUGACAUUUG
Molecule: messenger RNA, 1379 nt
Organism: Abrus precatorius (Indian licorice)
Lineage: Eukaryota; Viridiplantae; Streptophyta; Magnoliopsida; Fabales; Fabaceae
Product: SUMO-conjugating enzyme SCE1
Exons: 6
Coding region: 160-639 (159 amino acids)
Biological process (GO): protein sumoylation
Cellular component (GO): nucleus
Molecular function (GO): SUMO conjugating enzyme activity
Source: RefSeq, a predicted model, not a curated record